Molecule: messenger RNA, 1738 nt
Organism: Verruconis gallopava
Lineage: Eukaryota; Fungi; Ascomycota; Dothideomycetes; Venturiales; Sympoventuriaceae
Exons: 2
Coding region: 46-1251 (401 amino acids)
Molecular function (GO): tRNA (cytidine-N3)-methyltransferase activity
Source: RefSeq, a predicted model, not a curated record
AGCCACUCAAAUACUGCGCCGGAGACGAGUUUGUGCAGGCACAUAAUGGCGAUUGAUUGCGGCGCUACAUCUCUACCGAUCAGGCGGAAACAGCUCAAGGAUGGCAUGGAACACCUGCGAGGCUUCGUCACCGUCGACCAAGACACGGCUUCAGGUUCAGCGUUGCCCGUGCUUUCUGCAGAUGGUGAGGACGCGUAUGGCGUUCCUGCUUCGUUGGAGCCGAUACGUAAGCCCAAGACGAAUUCUGCCGAAAACGUCGAGAAACGAUCGGAUCCCUUUCAGUUUGGAUCGCGUUACUUGGAAGACGGGGACGACAUUUUCGCAUACAACGCGUGGGACCAUGUGCAGGUGGACGACGCAUACAAGGCGUUUGCGGAACAAUGCUACCAGAAACAAAAAGAGGCGCCUGUGAAGGACUUUGACAGGAAGCGAUUCAACGAACAUCCCGAACGACAGUGGGACAAGUUCUAUUCGCACAAUGCAAACAACUUUUUCAAGAACAGGAAGUGGCUCGCGCAGGAGUUUCCCGUGUUGAAGGACGUCACACGGGAAGAUGCACCAGCCACGGUCCUCCUCGAGGUUGGAGCGGGCGCUGGAAACACGGCGUUCCCGAUCCUGAAGCUCAACAAGAACCCACGGCUCACCAUACAUGCGUGCGACUUCUCGAAGACGGCGAUCGAAGUCAUCAAGCGUCACGAAGAGUACAGCAACCCAGACAACGUGGGGAGGUUGGAAGCAAGCGUGUGGGAUGCCGCGGCUGAACCGGCAGCGAACGAGACGUGCAGCCUUCCCGACGGCGUGGAAGCUGGAACGGUCGACGUCCUGCUUAUGGUCUUCAUCUUCUCCGCGCUUGCGCCGGAACAGUGGGCGCGAGCGGUGUCCAACGCGUGGCAUGCGCUGAAACCUGGCGGCCUCGUGCUGUUCCGAGACUACGGCCGCGGCGACCUGGCACAGGUGCGUUUCAAGAAGGAGAGGUGGAUGGGAGAGAAUUUUUACGUUCGAGGCGACGGCACGAGGGUGUACUUCUUCGACGAGGACGAGCUGCGUCAGACGUGGGGGUCGGCAGGGUUCGAAGUGGCAAGCUUCGGAGUGGAUCGCAGGAUGCUCGUCAACCGCCAAAGAAGGCUGAAGAUGUAUCGCUGCUGGAUGCAGGCCGUAUUCAAGAAGCCGGUGUCGGAACAACGGCAGCAGAAUGGCGAUCACGAUCGAGUGGACGAGGAAGCAACAGUGACGUCUGCGUCGACCAUAUGAGUGUGGGAUGAGGUUACGGCAAAGAACGUUUGCAAGUGCCUCGACCUCGAGAUGCAGAGCGGUAUUGUUUGGGAGCAGAAAAGUCUCGCGGAGAAAGCGAUGCGCGGACCGGCAUGGGCCACCGGCUAGAAUUAAGAGCUUGCGGAUUUUUUAUCUCUGGGCCUUGAUCUGGCGAGACGAAAUAGAUGUUGACGAGGCAAUGAACACGUAAGAAGAGCCGCAGGUUUGCUUGUCUGAAGAAGGUGACGGCAGUUCGUGCACAUGUUUGGAACGGAUUGGGCAAGAACCAUGGCAUUGUAUAAUUCCCAUGUUUUACGUAAGGCUGGCACGGCCAAAUGAUCUUUUUCAAGUAGCGAUCUACCGCGCCGAGUCUGCGCCCACAUGGAUCAUCGAAGCGUUGAACGAACACGCGAACAGAAGAGUAGAAUACCAUUGGACGGUAGACGCAAGGCGAGCAACCGUCUCUAGAACAGACCGACCGAGAUUG